Molecule: messenger RNA, 2932 nt
Organism: Triplophysa dalaica
Lineage: Eukaryota; Metazoa; Chordata; Actinopteri; Cypriniformes; Nemacheilidae
Gene: traf4b
Product: tnf receptor-associated factor 4b
Exons: 7
Coding region: 192-1628 (478 amino acids)
Biological process (GO): protein K63-linked ubiquitination; positive regulation of JNK cascade; tumor necrosis factor-mediated signaling pathway
Cellular component (GO): plasma membrane signaling receptor complex
Molecular function (GO): protein binding; zinc ion binding
Source: RefSeq, a predicted model, not a curated record
UAUCGCUCAGAGGUUACCUUACUGAAGACGGAAAUGUCGUGAAAGCUCCAUUGUUUUGCCUAGUUCGUGUCGUUAAAAAAGUAUCAAAUAAAUCGUCUCUCGACUCGAGUCGUCUCUCUUCGGGUUUGAUUCAACACGAUAAAGAUCGGCUCUGUUUUAAGUCAACUGAAGCUGGUAUCUAUACACGCAUUAUGCCAGGUUUAGAUUUAAAGUUUCUGGAUCGACCGAAGAGGAGAUUUUAUUGCCCUUUGUGUAGUAAGCCGAUGAGGGAACCUGUUCAGGUGUCCACCUGCGGUCACAGAUUCUGUGACACCUGUCUGCAGGAGUAUCUCAGUGAAGGUGUGUUCAAGUGCCCAGAGGACCAUCUGCCAUUGGAUUAUGCCAAAAUUUUUCCAGACAUGGAGCUGGAACAGCAGAUUCUCUCUCUGCCCAUCCGCUGCAUUCACAGUGAGGAGGGCUGCCGCUGGUCCGCACAGAACAAGCUACUCCAGGCCCAUUUGUCCGUGUGUGAGUUUAACGUGGUGCCGUGUCCGAACCGAUGCUCUUUGAAGUUGCUGAGACGAGAACUGCCCGAGCAUAUGCAGCACGAUUGCGCCAAGAGAAAACUGCACUGUGAUCACUGCACUGAAGAGUUCACCGGAGAGGCAUAUGAGAGUCAUCAGGAUGCUUGUCCAGAGGAACGUGUAUACUGUGAGAGUAAAUGUGGUGCACGUGUGAUGCGUAGACUGUUGACCCAGCACACCGUGUCCGAGUGCCCCAAACGCAAGCUGCCCUGCAGAUACUGCCGAAAAGAGUUUCUCUAUGACACUAUUCAGAAUCAUCAGCAACAGUGUCCACAGUUCCCUGUGCAGUGCCCUGGUAGGUGCGGCACACCUGGACUCACCCGAGAGAGCGUCAUGGCUCAUGUAAAGGAAGGGUGCAGCGGUGCUACGGUGAUCUGUCCAUUUAAAGAGGCUGGCUGCAAACAUAAGUGCCCAAAAACCGCAGUGGAACAACACCUUGAGGAGGCAACACACACCCACCUGUCUCUUCUGUGUGGUCUGGUGAACCGUCAGAGAUUGGAGCUCAGGGAACUCCGGCGUGGAGUGGAGGAACUCUCCGGGUGCCGGGAUGGAACCCUGCUUUGGAAACUCACCAACUACAGCCAACGACUGCAGGAGACCAAGAGCAGGACUGAAGGGAGCUUGGAAUUGUUUAGUCCCCCAUUCUAUUCCCAUAACUAUGGAUACCGUCUACAACUGUCCGCCUUUCUCAAUGGGAACGGCAGUGGGGAGGGCUCAUAUUUGUCCAUCUACAUUCGAGUUCUGCCGGGAGAAUAUGACGGGCUGCUGGAAUGGCCGUUCCCGUACCGCGUCACCUUCUCGCUGCUGGAUCAGAGUGACCCGGCGCUCACCAAACCCCAGCACAUCAAAGAGACCUUCAGCCCGGAUCCUAACUGGAAAAACUUCCAAAGGCCACAGCCAGGAGCUCUGGGGAGCAUUCGUGGGGGCUGUUUGGAUGACAGCAUGUUGGGGUUCGGCUACCCGAAGUUCAUCUCCCACGAGGAGAUGAAGAAAAAAAAUUAUAUCAGAGACAACGCUAUUUUCAUUAAAGCCACCAUAGACGUGGUCCGAAGAAUAAUGAACUGAAUGGGGUUCAAGCUAUUCUGGAAUACUUUAAAAAGGUAAAAUGCAGCUUUUUUGCUUUUUCUGGAAUCGAUGAUGACAAUUUCUGCAUCAUUUUGACUUUUCAUAUCAUCAGUGAUCUGCCACAGAUGAAGGAUAGUUUGGUACUGAUUAUGUCACUUAAUUUGUGUAUUUGCAUUGACAUUUACAUGUGUCUUCUCUGAAAUAUGUUUGUAAGUAAAGAAAGGAACUGUUUUAAAAGUUUCUGUGUGUUUUUUCAUGAAUGCUUUUUCAUGAUUAUCCUUAGUAGCUAUGUUCCUGUCUAAGGCAAACCAACUGGACAGAGGUGUUUGCUAACUUUACAGUUUAUCUUGAUGGCUGGAGCAUAAAAGACUGCUGCCGUAUAGCAGUUGGGUUGCAAAGGGUUGUGACAGAAAUUGCUCAAUGGACAAUGAAGCCCAAUCCAAAACUAAACGCAUCCUACAGAUAGUGUCCAUAAAUCCAUGUUUUCGGAAUUGCUUUUAAUUGUAGGAGACCAUAACACAAUAGAAACAGUAUACAAUUGAACAAACAAUGUUGUUGUUAAUAACAACAACAAUAAUAAUAAUUUAAAAUAUUAAUUAAAAAAUGUUUUGUUUGUGUGUUUUUUCUUUUGUAAGUUAUUUAUAUUUAUCCUUCAUCUUUAGCAUGAUCUUUUGCUUUGGAAGGUAACAGGAAGUUGGCAACAGGAAUGGCCUCCAUGUCAUAUAUUAUGAAUCCCUUGUUUCCCUCGGGGUUCUCCUGACACUGGACAGAAAUCAGAAAAAAGUUUACAGAUCAUAUUCCAAACAUAUAGAACAUAACAUCAUAUAUAAUGUUAAAACCAUUAUGUCUUUGUCAUACCUGAACUUGUUCGGGUAAACCACAUGUUAUGUCUAUCGAGUCGUAAACCUCAUUGUCUUCCCUUAAUCGGACAUAUUUCUCCUAAGAAUCAGAUUGUUUAACUGAUUUGCAGGAGGUAGAACCCUUAUUUGAUAAGAAACAAAACUUUUUAAUCUUUAUUUGAUAGAUUACUUUGUUACCGUGGAGAAACUCAAACUAUAGAUAAAACACAAUAUUACGACUCAGAAAAGUUUCAUUGUUAGCAUUCUGUGUCAGUUCUGUCUUACCAUAUUGAUAAAUGUUGAGUUUUCUUACUUAAGAAGUAAUACAAUUGUGCUGCCUUCACAACGUCUUGGUGUUGCGUUUAUAUUAUCUCGCCGAAUAUUAUGAAUGAAGUCAAAAAAACUAAACAGGAAGAUACAAAUUUGUGUAUCCGGGUCUUUUUUGAUAGAGAUGUGCAUUUGAUC